GCCCCUGGACUUGACUCGCAUCCAUGCUUCUCAAAUUGAGCUCCAAAGUAGGCUUGACAAACACGUUGCCAGACUUAGCCAUUUUCAGGCAGUUUCCCAGUUUUGGCAUAGCAUUUUGGUCAGGUUCAAAAAUGGUCUUUUGGACUUUUUAUUGAGCUUCCAAGUACUUUAAUGUGUAGAGGGACACUUCAGCUUCAAAACAAGCCUUUAAUCUCCAAUUUCCAUCUAGCUAAUUGCAAGAUAUGAAUCUCCAAAGUACGCACCAUGAAACUGUUUUUACACUGAAACAACAAAUUAGGUCGACCUGAUCCUAUAUGAGGUCGACCGAAAAGUGCAUGUCACCGUGACAUGCAUGUCACCGUAGCAAAGUCCAAAAUUUAAAUAUUUUCACCCUAAAAUGUAUGAAAAUGACGUUGAUAUCCCUAUACCAAAUUCAAACCCUAAUCUCUAAACAAACAAAAUUUCACCCAAUCUCACCCCGUCGUCCCGUCCACCAAUCGGAUCACGGCAGUCGCUGCCGUUUCCCCAACUCGACAAGACUCUGAUUCCCCCAAACGCCAUCGUUGCGUUUCCCCGGGCCGGAUUCUGGCCGUCGUGGCCAUUCCCCCGCACGCACUCGCUACCAUUAUCCCAUUCUCCGCCGACCCGCUGCUUUUGUUAAAGAAGGAGCAGGAGUAAAGAGUCCGAGCACUAGUCUGUCGAGAAGGAAGAGGCACGAGGAGGAGGAAUAAGGAAGAAGAACGUCGCCGCUUGGUACGCCGAGAAGGGAGAAAAAGCCAACCACCGUAGUUGAGUUUUAUUUUUAUUUUUUUUUGUUUCCAUAAUCCCAACCAAUUUACAAUUUUCUUGUUGUAUUUGUUUUUUUUUUCGUUGAAAUUAUUUUUUAUUAUACUUGUAAUUGAUAUUUUGAAUAUUUAAUUUUGUUAUUUGGUAUAUUUUUAAGUUAAAAAAAAACUAAACAAAGGGCAUCAUAGUCAUUUUAAUAAAAAUUAGGGCGACAAAUAAAUUAUUUUAGGGCGACAAAUAAUAAUGCCGGAUUAGAAAACAUAAAGGGAAUAAAAAACACUAAGGAGGAAGCUUCUAUAUCACCCGCCGGUGACCCAAACAUUCCCUAAACGCCAAAAGCCUACGUCACCACUUCUUCUUCUUCUUCUUCUUCUUCUUUCACUUCCUGUAUUUUUCUUUUCGUCCUGCACCAUUUGUUUUUCUUUUCUCUGAAGAGUCCAGUUCAAGGCCUACAGAAAAAGAAUUGCUCUUUUUACUCUGUUUCACGCCCAUCUCGUCCCUUCCCUUUUCCCCACCCAUUUUUUCCGGCUUCCAAACAGCUUCUUCACUCAUUCAUUCCCACUUAAGAUAUCCCCUGCCUCAGCCAUCUGAAAAGUGAAAAACAAAUUUGUUUGUUGUUUCCCGGAAAAAGAAGGCUGGAUAUUAAAUGCCACUCUACCUAUUACCCAUUUUCUUCACUGCAGACUGAAAUGCCGCUGCCGUUCUUCCUAGAUCCGUCUACGACCGGUGCACUUUGAAAGUUUCUCAGCGCUUGACCAUUCUGGUGUUGUCCACUAAAGAAUCGACAGAUUUGUAGGGGGAAAUGGGAGUUCUGACGGAGAAAUGGUGCUUCUGUAAAGGAGUGGGGAAGUCGGAGAGAAUGCAGGCCGCCAUUUUCUCCGGCAAGGGUUCGGCCAUGGCCAGGAUCUCCGGUGGAGCUGGGACUCAAGUUCCCGGGACUGGGUUCUUAAUCCACAGGAAUCUCCUAUUGACUACUCAUGUUAAUAUUCCCUCUGUCACUGCCGCCGAGAGCUUGGAGAUCCGCAUCCACAACGGCGUCGCCGCAACCCUAGCCCCCCACAGGUUUUUCAUCACAAGUUCUGUGUUGGACCUUACCAUAGUUGGUUUAGAUGCUGCGGCGGAUGGAGACUCCAACGGCCAAGGGCAGCUGCAGCAGCACCAGCCUCAUUUCUUGAAGACCUGUCCUAAACCAAACCUAGAUCUAGGCAGCGUCGUUUACUUCCUGGGUUACUUGGAGAAAGAAGAGUUAUCUGUUGGCGAGGGAAAAGUCGUCAUUGCUACUGAUAACUUGGUAAAACUCUCCACUGAUGGCAUAACGUGGCGCACUGGUUCUGCUGGGUUUGAUGCACAGGGCAACCUUUCGUUCAUGAUAUGCGACCCCAUGAAAUUGGCCACAUCUCCAAACACUAACAAAUCUUCUUCAACUUCAUCUUCGUCAUCAUCAUCAUGCAACAAGAGAGAUUCUCCUAAGCAAUUUGGUAUCCCCAUUCCCAUCAUAUGCGAUUGGUUGAACCAACAUUGGGAAGGAAGCUUGGACGAGCUAACCAAACCGAAGCUGCCCAUUAUCAAAUUGAUGUCUGCUGGCCAGAAGAGUGAGCAUUCAUGUACAUCUUUCUCACUUCGCCAAGUCUUCAAGUCUCCAGAAGCUGAGCAGGAUAAAACUCCAGCAGUAGCAUCAUCAUCAUCAUCCAAAAACGUGGCCGCAGCAAGCACUGGCAAUGGCAAUGAAGAAAACACCAACACUUCUUCUGAUCCCAAUGCUACUGCUGCACAUGUGCAGGGAAUCCCUACACCUGAAAUAUAUGAAUCAGCAAGGCUGACUGCCUUUCCUGUUCGAAAGAAAGAAACUGGGCACAAACAGCUUCUUGAUAUUAAUUUCCCUCCCAAGAUUGCCAAAGCUGACAGAAAGUUGCUGCCUAGUAACUGUGAUGAGAAGAGCUAUGUUGGUCAAUCUUCUCCAAACGGACAUUGUAGUCCUGAAGCUGAGAUCUCAUCUACAGGUUCGGUGAAUGGGGGAAAGAGUGAAGUUCAGUCGAGUUCCUCUCCUGUGGAGGGCCCGGAAUUGCAUAAUAAUAACAAUAGUAAUACAGGAUAUAGUAGUGAGGGAGAAACUACAAUGUACUCAGCAGAGACUGCAGAGAGUCGGAAUUACACGAGUCCUCGAGAAGGUAAGUUUCAGCAAGUUGGGAGGAGUCAGAGUUGUGUGAGCUACAAUAGAUGGACAACAACUGUGCAAAGGAAACCAAUGCCUCGUAGGACAAUGCUAGAGCAGCAAAGGAGCUUUAUUCAUGGAAGGAAGAUGUCGUCUCAAGGGGCGACUUCCCAGAGGAGUAAUGACUACUUUAGCCCUACAGUGUCCUCGGUUAUGAAGAAUAGAAGCAGUGCAGAGCCGCCAGUUAGGCAGAGAAAGCCACAAGGUCCUGCUGUUACUGUUCACUCUUCUCCUAGGUGGAUGUUUUGAUGUGUAACAACAUAGUUGCAUGUUUGUGCAGUUCCGAAAUCUUUCACCAUAAAUGAGAAAAUCCAGGCAGGGAGGGUUGUUGUUUUGCCAGGCUAAUUAAUUUUAUCUCUGCCUGUGCACAACUCUUGUUAUAUUCAAACAAAUCCCUUGUGCACCCUGGUGGAUGUUUUUCGUUAUAUUAUUAUUAAUUGUUUUUUUUUUAUAGAAACCCGCCAAUAUCAUUUUUAUUAUAAAUAUUGUAUAUUUGUUAAAUAGGGAUAAUUAAUUUAUGAGGAUAUUAUAUUAGUAGGGCUUGGUUUAUAAGUUAUCAGUCAAGUUUAGUUUUGUUAUAAGGAUUUUGAAUUUUUUGUUUUGUUUUUCGGGUGAAAACAGGCGCUAAGGAGUAUUAUUAAUCAUUCGGGCUUCCUGAAUUCCGACCGAGAAUGUCAUGCAUGGUUUAACCAAAAUGAAAUGACAACAAAGGC
This is a messenger RNA of Linum trigynum, 3711 nucleotides long. NCBI's taxonomy places the organism in Eukaryota, Viridiplantae, Streptophyta, Magnoliopsida, Malpighiales, Linaceae. The record is from the annotation of a GenBank genome assembly.